UUUAGGAUCACAUUGUCGAUUUAUCCACUCGUGUUUUUUCUUCGCUUAUGUUUGCAGCAAAAACUUGGAUCAAGUACAUUAUUCAAUAUCAGAAUUCUAAAAUAUACUUUAUUUGCUAAAAUCGUAAGACUUGAUGAAAUAUCAUUUACAAAUCGGGCCUAUUAGUUUUAAGUGGAGAUAAGUUAAUUGUCUAAGUAUAUAAGUGAAAAAUGGCAAAAAAUAAAAGUACUGUCUACCUUGGUUUUGAGGAUGAGGAAGUCACUGGCAAACACGGAUCCAUACUAAACAGUACGGUGAACAAAGUUGGUGGAACACCGGACUGGCCCUCUGGUGAGAUAAAAGUGCCUUCGUGCCCGCUAUGUGGUACAGCACGCCCGCUAAUUGUGCAGCUAUAUGCACCAUUGGAGUUAUCGCAAUUUCAUCGAACCUUAUAUGUUUUUGGUUGCUUAAACCCGGCUUGUUCUCAAAGCUCCAAGAGUUGGCUAUGCAUACGUACACAGCAUCUGGACACACCAAGUGAAGCAGAACUAAUAAGCGCAGUGCCGCCACCACUAACAGCAGGUGGCGGUGGAGGAAAGAAAAAAAAGAAUAAGCUAGCAUCAAAUGCAACGCAGCCUCAAAAAAUUACUUGGUGCAGUGGUGCCGAUGAUUGGGGCGAAGCAGGGGAGGAGAGUAUUGCAGCCUCCGAUAAUGGUGUGGAGCGCAUGGAUACAGGCGCUGAUGAGUUACAUCAUCAAAACGAAGAGAACGGCAACGUAAUUGGAAAUAAUGAUAACUCACCCUUUUGUGGCGAGCACUUACCGCAGGUCGACUUAGGCAACAGUGAUGUUGAUGAAGAUGAUGAUGACGAAAGCAAUUCGAUGGAUAACGAACUAGUAUAUGGCUUUGGACAACUCGAUAUGCAUUCACCGCAAAAUGUAGUUGAAGAUCCCAACGCCAACUGUGCUGCUGGUAAUGCGGCUGCCGCAGCUGCUAUGGAUGGUGGCGCAAUGAUGGGCUUCGGCGGUGCCACCGCUACCAUUUGUGCCGAAAUUGAAGGAGCUGAGACAGAUGUAGUACUCGUGGAGUCGCCCCUAAAGCCAGAACGUGACUUAAUUGCACUCCUGAAGCAUACUGCAACGCCUGCGGCACUCGGACCCCUUGCCAAGACAUCAGAUGUUACUAUUAAGCCAUUCUUCAUCGCUGUGGAUUUAGAGCAGCGGCAUAAACUUAUCGAAUUUGAAAACUAUGGUGGUGCGCUAUCGGCGGAUCACAUACGUGAUUUAUACCAAGAGUAUAAACGACAGGAUGAGGCGGCAAAUUCGCCAAACGGGCUUGGUGCAUGUGGUGGAGCAAGCGGAGAGGGGCUAGGUGCUGCUGGAGAUGAAAAAGAAGUUUACGAGAAAACUUUGCCGGCGCAUGGUGAUAUAAUUUUUCAUCGAUUUGUUAGUACUAUACAACAAAACCCCGGUCAGAUAAUAAGGUAUUCACGUGAUACACUACCCCUAUUGAUGGGACCACUAUCCGAAGCAAUACCAAAGUGCGCGAACUGCAAUGGCGAGACCAUAUGUGAAAUUCAAAUCCUUUCCACACUCAUACCGAAAUUACGUUUACAGCAGAAUAGCGAUCCGGUACCCAUCGAAUACGGCAAUGUGCUGGUGUUUACAUGUCUCAAAUGCUGUUGGGAUACACCCGACAAGAUGCGCUAUGAACGAGUCAUUGUACAAGCCGAGCUGUAAACAAUAAAAGAGCAAAGCAGAAUGAGGUGGCAACAGAGAAUCCUAGUAUCUGGCGAAUAUGCUUGAAAAUCAUAUCGCACAUGAUCUUCAAAAGUGACUUAACUCAAAAUCUGGCAUUUUUGAAAUUAUGCACUAAAAGCGUACACAGAGCUUU
This is a messenger RNA of Rhagoletis zephyria (snowberry fruit fly), 1872 nucleotides long. It is a transcript of the gene trus, whose product is annotated as programmed cell death 2 like trus. Gene Ontology annotation, biological process: apoptotic process. The record is from RefSeq and is a predicted model, not a curated record. Gene Ontology annotation, cellular component: cytoplasm. Lineage: Eukaryota; Metazoa; Arthropoda; Insecta; Diptera; Tephritidae.